AUGUUGCCUUUAUCCGUGAUUUUUGCUGUGAUACGAAUGGUCUCAACAGAUUGCUCAAAACCAACACGCACUCCAAGUGAAUUGGUGGAUGCUAUUAUGGCAAACUAUAGCAGAUCCGAGAUUCCACAACCGUUACCUGUGCCGGUCCAAGUUGAGGUGACCGUACAAGAUAUUAUGGAACUUUCUGUUCUCAGCAACAGUUUUUCGGCUGAUAUUUGGUUUAGCUCAAUUUGGCACGAUCGGCGACUUGCGUUCGAGCACCUCGACAGUUGUCGAGCGAAUAUGUCCUUCGAUGACAACUUCGAAAAGAUGCUCUGGUCUCCCAAUGUGUGCAUUGUGAACACCAAGUCGACAACAGUACACAUGUCACCGAAGCCGAAUGUGCUCCUCAUGCUUUUGCCAAAUGGAACUAUUUGGCUCAAUUAUAGGGUCAAAGUUGAGUCGCCAUGUUCGAUGAAUCUAGAACGAUUUCCAAUUGAUCAGCAGGUUUGCUCUCUGGUGUUUGAAAGCUACUCCUACAAUACUGCUACUGUGAGUAUCGAUUGGAUGCCUACGGCUGUUACGGUGCUUGACGAUAUCAGUUUACCGGAUUUCGAUCUUUCUGGUAUCCGGACUUUCAAGCAUACCGAGACGUACAAAGCUGGCGAAUGGUUUCGACUUACUGUGGAGUUGAGAUUCAAACGCAGAUAUGGAUUCUAUAUCCUGCAGAUGUACUUUCCCACUUACAUCUCCGUGUUCAUCUCAUGGAUCGCUUUUUGUAUCGAUACAAAGGCGCUUCCGGCAAGAAUUGUGCUCGGGGUCAACUCCUUGAUGUCUCUGACCUUCCAGUUUGGCAACAUCAUACGAUCGCUUCCGCCCGUCUCCUACAUCAAAGCGAUCGAUAUAUGGAUGUUCACAUGUGUUGCCUUCAUAUUUGCAUCGUUAUUGGAGUUAGCGUUCGUUGCCUACCAGGACAAGAAGCUGCUGCUGAAGACGAACAGAUCAGGAAAUGCUCUCUACGCUAUCCUCUCCUUCAUGAAACAUUUCGAUCCGUUCAAUAAUCCUCACGAUUCACCACAUCUGGAACGACAUCUGCAACGGCGAAUAACUGAAGAUGCACUCUCAUUAAAUUUUGAUGCGACAACGGGAGAGCAGAACUCCUCAUUGGAACGACAACUUGCUAAACAACGUCGAACGAAUUAUCUGAAAAGAAGACGACGAUUACUCGAUUUUGGUAGCCGUAUCGACCGCAUAUCGUUCAUCGCUUUUCCUACGACUUUUCUCGCCUUCAACAUCUUCUAUUGGGGUUUCUAUCUACAAGAAGAAGAACCAUCAACAUAA
Messenger RNA from Necator americanus (New World hookworm), 1320 nucleotides. RefSeq lists its product as uncharacterized. Bases 1 to 1320 code for a protein of 439 amino acids. Lineage: Eukaryota; Metazoa; Nematoda; Chromadorea; Rhabditida; Ancylostomatidae. The record is from RefSeq and is a predicted model, not a curated record. Gene Ontology annotation, molecular function: excitatory extracellular ligand-gated monoatomic ion channel activity; chloride channel activity; transmembrane signaling receptor activity. The transcript is spliced from 12 exons. Gene Ontology annotation, biological process: signal transduction; regulation of membrane potential; chemical synaptic transmission. Gene Ontology annotation, cellular component: synapse; neuron projection; plasma membrane.